Haplochromis burtoni (Burton's mouthbrooder) is the source of this 472-nucleotide messenger RNA. RefSeq names its product histone H2B 1/2. Gene Ontology annotation, cellular component: nucleosome. Gene Ontology annotation, molecular function: structural constituent of chromatin; DNA binding; protein heterodimerization activity. Lineage: Eukaryota; Metazoa; Chordata; Actinopteri; Cichliformes; Cichlidae. The record is from RefSeq and is a predicted model, not a curated record. The transcript has a single exon. The coding region runs from base 37 to 411 and encodes 124 amino acids.
AGCACAUUCUCCGCUGUGAGGAAGUGAAGUAAGAAAAUGCCUGAACCCGCCAAGUCAGCGCCCAAAAAGGGCUCCAAGAAAGCCGUGACCAAGACCGCCGGCAAGGGCGGCAAGAAGAAGAGAAAGACCAGGAAGGAGAGCUACGCCAUCUACGUGUACAAGGUUCUGAAGCAGGUCCACCCCGACACCGGCAUCUCGUCUAAGGCCAUGAGCAUCAUGAAUUCGUUCGUCAAUGACAUCUUCGAGCGUAUCGCCGCUGAAGCCUCCCGCCUGGCCCACUACAACAAGCGCUCCACCAUCACCUCCAGGGAGAUCCAGACCGCAGUUCGCCUGCUUCUCCCCGGUGAGCUGGCCAAGCACGCAGUUUCUGAGGGCACAAAGGCCGUCACCAAGUACACGAGCUCCAAGUAAACUGCAUCUUUACUUAAUCCCGAACAACGGCUCUUUUCAGAGCCACACAUCUCUUCUAAAG